AUGCAGCGGCUGCAGUCGUGGCUCGAGGGUUUCCCGCUGGGCCGAGGCGUCCGCGAGCGACGCUCAAGAAAAGCGUCGCAUUCCGCCGCCCCGACCUGUCGUGCCCCGGACCCAAAUUCACAUCCUAGGCGCCAGCGCUCCUUCCUGGAGCCGAAAAAGCCGAGAAAAUACCUGGAGCCGGUGGAAUUACCCCAAGUGCCGGCCAUCUACGCAGACCCGUGGGACAAGCUGCCGCCAAGGGAUUUACCGAUGGGCGGCUCGCUCAGCCAGUCAUUUACCUCGUCUAGGUCCUCCAACAUCCGCACAAACCCGUGGAUCCAGCGUGACAAGGACCGAGCGUCAAUGCGUGUCAUGCGGAAACCGGACUAUGCCAUCAACCAUGACCAUAGCUUCUCGUCGAUGGAUCGCUCGCAUCUGCGGGUGAAAAGCUUCGAGGAGUCGGUGUGCUCGUCAGGCUACGGUAGUCAGGACAGCAGCCCCGAAUCCUCCGUCCACUCGCCGAACUGGCAAACUGCGAGGGCGGACAAGGCCAUAGAGUGCCGCUCAAUUGACGUGGAUGAAGCGCUGGGCUUCGUGGAGGAAUCAUCUUCAUUCUCCCCUUACGACAACCUGCGCUUCAAUGACUCGACGGAGCACAUCUACCACGAGCUGGAGUCGCUCACCCGCAUCUCUCGAGUCCUGGAUGACCGUGACCGCGCGUACGCUUCGGACUCCGAGUGCCCCUCUUGCUCCUCGCCCACUUCGUUCUCCCGCCGCAAGUCCCCCAUCUAUGCCAAGCCGUAUGAGGGGCCAAUGGCCCGACCAUACGUCGAGGAGCUGUAUGACAACAGUUACCGCUCAAAAAGCUCGUCUCGCGCCGCUGAAAUUCGCCACCAACCGGAGCCGAUCUAUGCGUCGGUCAAGCCAACCUAUUCCAUGGGCAUCAUGCCACGGCCGCUACCACCGCUGCUCCGCCCUGAACCGAUCCGCGCGACUCGCCCCGCGCCCACCUUCUGCGCCCCGCCACCACCACCCCUAAAUCUGGACGACGAGCUGGAGAGGGCCGAGAUGGACUUCCUUGCCGAACUUGAUGCUCAGAUUGCCGAGCUGCAGAUGAAAUCAGAAGCCGUACGGAAUCUCGUGGAGGAAGCCCGCGGGCGCCGUGCCAGAAAUGAGCAACCAUCCGGAGACACAUGGUGUCGCCCGCCCCGAUGGCAGAACCCCAGAUUCGAGCUCAGAUUG
Molecule: messenger RNA, 1221 nt
Organism: Mesorhabditis spiculigera
Lineage: Eukaryota; Metazoa; Nematoda; Chromadorea; Rhabditida; Rhabditidae
Source: the annotation of a GenBank genome assembly